Molecule: messenger RNA, 604 nt
Organism: Leptinotarsa decemlineata (Colorado potato beetle)
Lineage: Eukaryota; Metazoa; Arthropoda; Insecta; Coleoptera; Chrysomelidae
Source: RefSeq, a predicted model, not a curated record
GAAAAUAUCACAACCUGUCAUAGCCCACUCGACAUUCAGUUGGUUCAUUUCGUUAAUCAGGUGAAAAUAUGAACAAAAUAUUAACAGUUUUUGCGUUCAUCGCAGUGCUACAGUUCGUAAACUGUCAAGACAACCGAUUAGCUAAUUGCAUGCAUAAAUUAAAAUCUGAGAUAAGCUCCCUACAAUCACGGAAAACUGUUCCGAAAUGCAUGAAUGGAGAGAAACUGGCGAAGGUAUUGGAAAGUUCCAAAAAUCUAAAGGAAAUAAUUGAAGAGAUCACAAAAUCUUGCAAAGAAGAAGGAUUGUCAAAAUGCUUCUCGUCAUUUAGGCAACUACUCCUUCAAAAUCAAGACUCAAUAAAAAGUGAUUCUUCAAAAUUUUUGAGUGACCUGAUGGAAUUAUUCACUCCAUGUCUAGGUGAUCUACAGAAAAAUUUAUCCACUAUGGAUGAUUUUAUAAAGAAGGGUUGUCCAGAUGAGUGACCUUCCAAGAAGCAUGUUAUUUUUAUGUACCGUCAUCACAUAAUGUGUUCAACCGAAACUAUUGAAAUGCAUGUGUUUUAAGUCUCAAAAAGAAGUUCAAUAUAUUUUCAUUUCACCUCUGA